UUCUGUGCGGACGGUUUUGAAAAGGAGCACCUCUUAGGUUUGACAUUUCGUUGUUGUUUCAUAGUUUACAUUUAAAUAAUCGAAUUUCUCUGGCACUCUUUGUUAUCAGCUGUCUUUAGGUCUGCAUCGAGUUCAUCAUGAAUGUGAAUCAAGGCACCGUCGGCAGUGAUCCGGUGAUACUCGCCACCGCUGGAUAUGAUCAUACUGUCAGAUUCUGGCAGGCUCACAGUGGCAUCUGCACGAGAACCGUCCAGCACCAGGACUCUCAGGUAAAUUCCCUUGAAGUGACACCUGAUAGGAGCAUGAUUGCUGCUGCUGGUUAUCAACACAUACGCAUGUAUGACCUAAACUCAAAUAAUCCAAACCCUGUGAUCAAUUACGACGGUGUCAGCAAGAACAUCACGUCUGUUGGCUUCCACGAGGAAGGGCGGUGGAUGUACACGGGGGGAGAAGACUGCAUGGCUCGCAUCUGGGACCUAAGGUCAAGGAAUCUACAGUGCCAAAGAAUAUUUCAAGUCAAUGCACCUAUUAAUUGUGUGUGUCUUCAUCCCAAUCAGGCUGAAUUAAUUGUUGGGGACCAAAGUGGUGUUAUCCAUAUCUGGGAUUUGAAAACGGACCACAAUGAACAGCUCAUCCCAGAGCCAGACGUGUCCGUCAAUUCAGUCCAUAUCGAUCCUGAUGCCAGUUAUAUGGCUGCAGUCAACAGCUCAGGCAACUGUUAUGUGUGGAAUUUGGCUGGAGGAAUCGGCGAUGAGGUGACACAACUGAUACCUAAGACCAAGAUCCCUGCUCACAAACGCUACUCAUUACGCUGCAAAUUCAGCCCAGAUUCCACAUUGUUGGCCACAUGCUCUGCUGACCAGACCUGUAAAAUCUGGAGAACCUCCAACUUCUCUCUGAUGACCGAGUUGAGUAUAAAGAGUAACAACCCAGGAGAGACGUCCCGAGGCUGGAUGUGGGAUUGUGCCUUCUCUGGAGAUUCACAAUACAUAGUUACAGCCUCCUCGGAUAACCUUGCACGUCUGUGGUGUGUGGAGACCGGAGAGAUCAAACGGGAGUACAGCGGCCAUCAGAAAGCCGUGCAGGAGUUGUAACAAGAGUUGCAAUCUGGAGUGAGCUUUAGAGCCAAGUCACGUUCAUACACCACUGGAAAGAUGGGGCUAAAUACAAGAGAGGAUGAAGAUAAGGAUCCAGCAGAUAAUCACAAGAAGAUUCCACCUUAAAAUGGCAUUUGUGUAGCCUCUCCAGAUUCUCUCAUUGAUGUGAAUGCAUUUGUUUGUUUCCCUGGCGUGUGCUGGUACACCGUCAAUGGAAUGUCACUCUGGCAAGUAGUAGAAGCACACAGAAACCCAAAUGUUGCUGGGAAAGCAGAUGUCAGUGCAGAAAUAAAUAAGUUUUAAGUUUUAA
Molecule: messenger RNA, 1407 nt
Organism: Carassius auratus (goldfish)
Lineage: Eukaryota; Metazoa; Chordata; Actinopteri; Cypriniformes; Cyprinidae
Product: target of rapamycin complex subunit lst8
Exons: 10
Coding region: 138-1094 (318 amino acids)
Biological process (GO): regulation of actin cytoskeleton organization; TOR signaling
Cellular component (GO): TORC2 complex; TORC1 complex
Molecular function (GO): protein binding
Source: RefSeq, a predicted model, not a curated record